AACGACGAACAGGGAAGGAUGAUGAAGCUAAAAUGGCAGCUCAACUGACGGUGCUGCCAAUUCGUUGUGAAGAAAUACACAAGGAACAAACUAGAACAAAAGGCGAUAUGACACAUUUUCUUUGAUAUUCUUUGCUUUAAUCCCGAAUUAAAAGACGAUAUGGUUUGAGAUUCGGAAUUCCGGGAAAGAAAGAACGAUUCGACGCUCUGAAAUUAGAAGCAUAUUUCCCAGUUGCAUCGCGCGGGCUAAAUUUUUUUAUGUUUUUGGAAGAUACACUGGGAUGUAACAAUUCUGUUGUUUUUGCAGUACAGGAUGGACAAAUGACGCGAAAUAUAGGCUUUUAAAAUGACCGUUGAGAUAUAAUUGAAAACUAUCUAAUUGUUUUUUAAAUGUAAUAUAUGCAUUGUUCUCCAAAACGAUGAUGUGUGCUGCUGCUGCAGCCGGUGGAGGGAUUCUUCCAUCCACAUCGCCUUCGAUGAGGAUAGGCAUCAGGGUCAUUUCUGGAGUUGGUGACGAUUUCUCCUCCAUUGGGUCGGGUAUGGGUUCGUGUCAAACACCGGGAACCCAGUCGGAUUGCCGAAGUCGGUACCAGCUUCUACUCUCUGGGCGAGCUUUGGCGGAAAGAUACAGGAGGAUUUAUACCACGGCUAUCAAUGACAAAGAGCAAGGGAUAAACCAAGGAAGGGGAAAGAAAACGUUGAGCAAGAAGAAGCUGAAACGGCGCCAAAAGGUCAAGUCAAAAGUCAAAACAAGAACCAAGACGGAUAACCUCGAUGGGGCCUUCUGUGUGCCGGACAUCAAGCUGCACAGCAACCCAUCGGCGUUCAAUGUGUACUGCAACGUGCGCCACUGCGUGCUGGACUGGCAGCAGCGGGAGUCGUCCCUGGCCUCACAAAGCUCCGUGCAGAGCGGUGACUCUGACAGCGAGGAGGAGGAGGAAUACCGUGAGCCCGCCAUCAAGCUGCCCAAGAUCAUUGGCAUCGGUCUGUGUGGGGUGUUUGAGCUGAUCAAGGAGACGCGGUUCUCCCACCCUUCCCUUUGUCUGCGCAGCCUUCAGGCCCUGCUUCAUAUGCUGCAGGGACAACAACCAGAGGGCUUCCAGACGGAACCUCCUGAUGUACUGGAGUCUCUGUUCCAACUGCUGCUGGAGACAACAGUGCGCAGCACGGGGAUGAACGACCCUACUGGGCAGGCCCUCACCGCCCUGUCCUGUGCCUGCCUCUUCAGCCUGGUGGUGUCCUGGGGAGACACGGGCAAGACCCUGCAGGCCGUCUCCGCCAUCCUCACCAACAACGGCAGUCAUGCCUGCCAGACUAUCCAGGUGCCGACCAUUCUGAACGCGCUACAGAGGAGCGUGCAGGCUGUGCUGGUGGGCAAGAUCCAGAUCCAGGACUGGUUCGGCAACGGCAUCAAGCGGGUGGCGCUGAUGAACAAGUGGGUGUUGAAGGAGGUGACGAUCGACGAGGAUGAGCGCUGCCUGCUGCAGACCGAUGGCUCCUUCCUCUACCUGCUCUGCAAGGACGGCCUCUACAAAGUGGGCUCCGGCUACAGCGGCACUGUCAGGGGCCAUGUGUAUAAUUCCACAUCACGCAUCAGGAAUCGGAAGGAGAAGAGAUCGUGGUUGGGUUUUGCUCAGGGCUGCCUGUUGUACCGGGAUAUGAGUAACAACCACAGUACGUCGGCCAUCAAGAUCAACCCAGAGACUCUGGAGCAUGAGGGAACCAUCACCAUGCCAGGCCUACAGGCAGACGGCCAGAACAUAGUCUUCACUGACGGAGAGUACAUCAACCAGAUUGCUGCCUGCAAAGAUGAUGGGUUUGUGGUGAGGAUAUACGCGACCAGUACGGACCCGGCACUGCAGCAGGAGCUCCAGUUGAAACUGGCCAGGAAGUGUCUCCAUGCCUGCGGCAUCUCUCUAUUUGACCUGGAGAAGGACCUACACAUCAUUAGUACGGGGUUUGACGAGGAGGCAGCAUUGCUGGGAGCAGGCAGGGAAUUUGCUCUGAUGAAAACAGCCUCAGGAAAGGUCUACUACACAGGGAAGUACCAGAGCCUGGGCAUCAAGCAGGGUGGUCCGUUGGCAGGUAAAUGGGUGGAACUGCCCAUCACCAAGUCACCUAAGAUCGUCCAGUUCUCCGUGGGCCACGACGGCUCACACGCCCUGCUGGUGGCAGAGGAUGGCAGCGUGUUCUUUACUGGCUCCGCGAGCAAGGGAGAAGAUGGAGAGUCCACCAAGAGCCGGCGCCAGCCGAAGCCCUACAAGCCCAAGAAGAUGAUGAAGCUGGAGACCAAGACGGCGGUGAACACGGCUUGCAACAACGGCAGCAGCAGUAUCGUCACCAAGGAUGGAGAGCUAUACAUGUUCGGCAAGGACGCUAUUUACAGCGACAGCACCUGCCAGGUGUCAGACCUGAAGGGUCACAUUGUAACCCAGGUAGCCAUGGGGAAGGCCCACACCUGUGUCUUGACUAAGAGUGGAGAGGUCUGGACGUUUGGGGUCAACAACAAGGGCCAGUGUGGCCGAGAAACAGGGGCCAUGAACCAGGCGGGGAAAGCAUUUGGCGUGGAAAGCAUGGCGACGGCCAUGGAUGAGGACCUGGAGGAUGAGCUGGAGGAGAAGGAGGAGAAGAGCAUGAUGUGCCAGCCGGGCAUGCACAAGUGGAAGCUGGAUCAGUGCAUGGUGUGCACCGUGUGUGGAGACUGCACCGGCUAUGGAGCCAGCUGUGUCAGCAGCGGGCGGCCCGACAGAGUACCCGGAGGUAUCUGUGGCUGUGGUUCUGGGGAGUCUGGCUGCUCAGCGUGUGGCUGCUGCAAAGCCUGCGCCAGGGAGCUUGAUGGACAGGAGGUCAGACAGAGGGGCAUCUUUGACGCUGUCAAGGAGAUGAUACCACUCGAUCUACUACUAGGAGUCAACAUCGAAGAGCACAUCCAGAUCCGGCAGGAGGAGAAACGUCAGCGGAUCAACCGCCGACACCGGCUGGAAGAGGGACGAGGCCCCAUUGUUUUCCCUGGCCCCAUAUUAAUGAACCAGCGUGAGCAGGCCCUAGUCAGACUCAGACCCCUAAGGCAUAAGCGGGACAAGCACACAGACGGGAACAGUGAGAGAGGGGAAAAGGACGCCAGUAAGAUCACCACUUAUCCCCCGGGGGCGGUGCGCUUCGACUGCGAGAUGAGAGCUGUGCAGGUUAGCUGCGGAUUCCACCAUUCAGUGGUGCUGAUGGAGAAUGGGGAUGUCUAUACGUUUGGCUACGGUCAGCAUGGCCAGCUUGGACACGGAGACGUCAACUCAAGGGGUUCUCCCACGCUGGUGCAGGCCCUCCCAGGUCCGAGUGUCCAGGUGACAGCUGGUAGUAACCACACAGCUGUGCUCCUCAUGGACGGACAAGUCUUCACCUUCGGCAGCUUUUCGAAAGGGCAGCUGGGUCGGCCAAUCCUGGAUAUGCCCUACUGGAACGCCAAGCCUUCCCCCAUGCCCAACAUUGGUGCCAAGUAUGGCCGCAAGGCCACCUGGAUCGGGGCCAGUGGGGACCAGACCUUCCUGAGGAUCGACGAGGCCCUAAUCAACUCGCACGUCCUUGCUACCUCCGAGAUCUUUGCUAGCAAACACAUCAUUGGCUUAGUCCCCACCUCAGUGUCGGAGCCUCCCCCCUUUAAAUGCCUGCUGAUCAACAAGCUGGAUGGCAGCUGUCGCACCUUCAAUGACUCAGAGCAGGAGGACCUGCAGGGCUUCGGCCUCUGUCUUGACCCAGUCUACGACGUCAUCUGGAGAUUUCUGCCGGCAUCGAGGGAGAUGUGGUGCUACAACGCCGUGAUUGCCGAUGCCCGUGUGCCCUCGGCCACGGACCUCCAGGCCAGCUGCAGCAUCCUCAGCCCAGAGCUGGCACUGCCCGCCGGCUCCCACACCACCACCACCCGCUCCCACGGAGCCCUGCACAUACUGGGUUGCCUGGAUACGCUGGCGACCAUGCAGGAGCUGAAGAUGGGUGUGACCAGCACAGAAGAGGAGACUCAGGCCGUUAUGAAGGUCUACUCCAAAGAAGACUACAGCGUGGUCAACCGCUUUGAGAGUCACGGGGGUGGCUGGGGUUACUCGGCCCACUCGGUGGAGGCCAUCCGCUUCUGUGCUGAUGCGGACAUCCUGCUGGGGGGGCUGGGCCUGUUCGGGGGCCGUGGGGAGUACACCGCUAAGAUCAAGUUGUUUGAGCUGGGGCCUGAUGGUGGAGACCAUGAGACAGAUGGGGACCUCAUGGCUGAGACUGACGUCCUGGCCUACGACUGCGCUGCCAGGGAGAAGUACGCCAUGAUGUUUGACGAGCCGGUGCUGCUGCAGCUUGGCUGGUGGUAUGUGGCCUGGGCCCGGGUGUCUGGGCCCAGCUCAGACUGUGGCUCUCACGGACAGGCCACCAUCACCACAGAUGACAGUGUGGUCUUUCAGUUCAAGAGUUCCAAGAAGUCAAACAACGGUACCGACGUGAAUGCAGGUCAAAUACCUCAGCUAUUGUACAGACUUCCGUCGAACGAUGGCAACGCAGCCAAAGGGAAACAGCAGACCAGUGAGCCGGUUCACAUCCUCAAACGCUCCUUCGCCCGAACCGUCUCAGUGGAGUGUUUUGAGUCCCUGCUGAGGAUCCUCCACUGGAGCUGGACCACCCUGGUGCUGGGGGUGGAGGAGCUGAGAGGCCUGAAAGGCUUCCAGUACACGGCUACCCUGCUGGACCUGGAGCGUCUGCGCUUCGUAGGGACCUGCUGCCUUCGCCUGCUCCGUGUCUAUAUCUGUGAGAUCUUCCCCAUCUCUGCCAGCACCAAGGCGGUGGUGGAGGAGUCCAGCAAGCUGGCGGAGUGCGUGGGCAAGACCCGUAGUUUGCUCAAGAAGAUCCUGUCAGAGGGCAUGGACAACUGCCUGACCAAGCUGGACAACGACCCCCAGGGCUACCUCUCCCAGCCCCUCACCCUGCUGGAGGCCGUGCUGCAAGAGUGCCACAACACCUUCACCGCCUGCUUCCACUCCUUCUACCCCACGCCUGCGCUGCAGUGGGCCUGCCUCUGCGACUUGCUCAACUGCCUUGACCAGGACAUUGCCGAGGCCAAUUUCCGCACAUCGAGCAGCCGACUGUUAGCGGCGGUGAUGUCUGCGCUGUGCAACACAUCAGUCAAGCUGACGUCCAUCUUGCCCAUUGCGUACGACGGCGAAGUGCUGCUGCGCUCGCUGGUCAAACAGGUCAGCACGGAGAACGACUCGGCGCUCGCCCAUCGCUUCCCCCUGCUGGUUGCACACAUGGAGAAACUCAGCCACACAGAGGAGAACCUGAUGGGGAUGACAAGUUUCAGGGAGGUUCUCGAGAAGAUGCUGGUGAUUGUAGUGCUGCCAGUGAGGAAGAGCCUGAGAAAGGAGGUGGAGCUCUUCUCUCCCCACCUGGUCUCCAACACCUGUGGCCUGCUGGCCAGCAUAGUCUCUGAGCUCACAGCCUCUGCACUGGGCUCCGAGGUGGACGGUCUAAACUCGCUUCACUCUGUGAAGUCCACUCCCAAUCGCUUCACCAAGAUGAGCCAGGGCCGCAGCUGGAACACGGGCAACGGCUCUCCAGAUGCCAUCUGUCUGACGGUGGACAAGCCCGGCGUGGUGCUGGUGGGCUUCUGUGUCUAUGGUGGCGGGGGCAUCCAUGAGUAUGAGUUGGAGGUGCUCGCUGAUGACGCCCAGACAGAGCACCCCGGGGACUCGGCCCACACCCAUAGGUGGACGUCUCUGGAGCUGGUCAAGGGAACCUACAGCACCGAUGACUCCCCCAGCGACAUUGCCGAGAUACGCCUCGACAAGGCCGUGCCACUCAAGGAGGGUGUGAAAUACGCUGUCCGCCUGCGUAACUAUGGUAGCCGAACAGCCAAUGGGGACGGAGGGAUGACCACGGUUCAGUGUUCUGACGGCAUGGCCUUCACCUUCAGCACCUGUAGCCUGAGCAGCAACGGGACCAACCAGACCAGAGGACAGAUACCACAGAUACUGUACUACAGGAGUGAGUAUGACGGGGAUCUGCAGUCCCAGCUGCUGAGCAAAGCCAAUGAAGAGGACAAGAACUGCAGCAGGGCUCUCUCAGUGGUCAGUGCAGUGGUCAGAGCUGCCAAAGAUCUACUUCACAGGGCGUUCGCUGUGGAUGCGGAGGAAAUCCCUGAGCUGCUGAGCUCUUCCAGUCUGUUCUCUAUGCUGCUCCCCCUCAUCCUGGCCUACAUCGGCCCUGUGGCUACCUCAGUACCCAAGGCCGCAGUGGAAGUCUUUGGUCUGGUCCAGGAGUUACUUCCUGCUGCCUCCGCUCUGAACCAGAAAUAUGCCCCACCGGCUUUCAACCCCAACCAAUCAACAGACAGCACUACGGGCAACCAGCCGGAGCAGGGCCUAUCAGCUUGCACCACCUCCAGUCACUAUGCUGUGAUAGAGAGUGACCACCCUUACAAGCAGGCCGGAGUCGCACAGUAUAAGGUGUCGUUCCCGGACUGCGUGCGGUGGACCACCAUCGAGUUUGACCCCCAGUGUGGCACGGCCCAGCCCGAGGAUGUCCUCCGCCUGCUCAUCCCGAGCCGCUCAAUCCACCUGUCCAGCCUCGGCACCAAGCCCCUGGCCCAUGACACCAUCAACACUUGGGUGGAGCUCAAGAAGAUCUCCGGCUCCAAUGGCUGGCCCACCACCGUUCUAGUGCUGCCAGGAAACGAGGCCCUGUUCUCCUUGGAGACGGCCUCUGACUACGUAAAAGACGAGAAGGCCUGUUUCUACGGCUUCAAAUGUGUUGCCGUGGGAUACGAAUUCAACCCUGGACCAGAUGAGGGUAUUAUCCAGCUGGAGAAGGAGUUGGCAUACUUGGGCAGUGUGUGUGCUGCUGCUCUUAUGAAGAAGGAUCUGGCUCUGCCUAUAGGGAACGAACUUGAAGAGGACCUUGAGAUUCUUGAAGAGGCCUCUCUCCAGGUGUGUAAGGCCCACUCAGGUAUCCUGGGCAAGGGGCUGGUCCUGUCCCACUCCCCCACCAUCCUAGAGGCUCUGGAGGGCAACCUGCCCCUGCACCUGCAGACCAACGAGCACUCCUUCCUGGAGGACUUCAUUACCUGUGUGCAGAACUCCAGCGGAGGACGCCUGGCCAGGUGGCUGCAGCCAGACUCGUACGCAGACCCCCAGAAGACGUCUCUGAUUCUGAACAAGGAUGACAUCCGCUGCAGCUGGCCCACCACAGUGGCCGUCCAGACCAAAGACCAGUACGGAGACAUAGUGCACGUGCCAAACAUGAAGGUGGAGGUGAAGGCGGUGCCCGUCUCCCAGAAGAAGUCCAUGCAGCAGGAGUGCAUGAGGAAGCUGCAGCGUCUCCCAGGCAGCACCAACCCCUCCUUCUCGGGCACGGCUGACCUUACGUUCGGGGGCCUGCCCAUGCCGAAGCUGGAGGCCACCUAUGAGCCCAUGAUCGUCAAGGAAGCGCGCUACAUUGCCAUCACAAUGAUGAAGGCCUAUGAGAAUUACUCAUUUGAGGAGCUUCGCUUUGCUUCACCCACUCCAAAGAGGCCCAGUGAGAACAUGUUGAUCCGGGCUAACACAGACGGGACAUACAGUGCCAACUGGACCCCCGGGGCUGUGGGCCUCUACACAAUCCACGUCACCAUUGACGGCAUUGAGAUCGAUGCUGGUCUGGAGGUGGAGGUGAAAGACCCUCCUAAAGGCAUGAUCCCACCUGGCACACAGAUGGUCAAACCCAAGGCCGAGCCCCAACCUAGCAAGGUCCGCAAAUUUGUGUCCAAGGACAGCGCAGGCCUCCGUGUGCGUAGUCACCCUUCCCUGCAGAGCGAACAGAUAGGCAUAGUGCAAGUCAAUGGCACCAUCACUUUCAUUGAUGAGAUCCACAAUGAUGAUGGUGUUUGGCUCAGGCUGAAUGAUGAGACAGUAAAGAAGUAUGUGCCCAACAUGAAUGGGUACACUGAAGCCUGGUGCCUCUCUUUUAACCAGCAUGUGGGCAGGAGCCUGCUGGUCCCAGCCAACGUGGUAAACACGGAGGGGACGUGGGUGCAGCUGGACAAAAACAGUGUGGUGGAGUUCUGCGAGAGCGACGAAGGAGAGGCCUGGUCUCUGGCCCGAGACCGUGGGGGAAACCAGUACCUACGCCAUGAGGAAGAACAAACCCUUCUGGAGCACGAGGCCCAGACCCCACCACCUAGCCCCUUCUCUGUCCAGGCCUUCAACAGGGCUACUGCAGCCAAUGGGGCACAGGGCUUUGACUACGGUAUCUCAAACAACAAAGGUGACCAAAGGUUGACUGCCAUACUGAAUAGUGCCAUUCAGUCUGGGCCCUUCCUCCCUCCAGCUGCUCCUCCCUCCUCUUCCUCCGUAUUUGAGCAAGCCGCCCAACCUCCCUCCUCCUCCCUUGUCCACAGCCCAUUUGUGUUUGGACAAUGCCCCAGGUCCCAAGUGUCUCAGCCGCAGCCACAGCUUCCGAAUGGUUCUUCAUCACGCAGCCUUGCUUCUUCUCACGAGCGGGUGCACAAAAGCAGUGUGUCCGCGGCUGGGCAUGGUUCUGCACUCUCAUCUCUUGCUCUCAGGCAAAAGGGUAACUUAGGGGCGCGGCCCAUGUCCCCGGCCACCAAACAACGACUGGAAAGUCGCUCCCCAAAACAGGAGGGGCGUGGCGGUCGCGCCUCGGAACAGUCCAAAAGUAAAGAUCCGCCGGCCAGCGAGGCACUUAUCCUGCGGUCGGACACUGCCAAGUUGCGGUCGGACUCCCAUAGCCGCUCCCACUCGCCCAACCACAACACCCUGCAGGCACUGAAGGCCGACGGGCGCGAUCGUAACUCCUCCGGGCUGCGCGCCGAGUCGCCUAACCCUGGCUCCCGCUCCACCUCGCCCAAACAGAAGGGCCUUUCCUCCACCUCUGGGAGGUCUAGCCCCUCCAGCACCUCCUCACCCCGCUCCUCCACCCAGCACGACAAGAACUUUGCUCAGGACAAGAACCAACCAAUUGACAAGAAUAUGCCACAAGACAAGAACCAACCAAUUGACAAGAACAUGCCACAAGACAAGAACCAACCCCAUGACCAGAACCUCCCUCCCAAUGUCAGCCCCUCCAAGGCUCGGCUGGACCCGCCCAGAGAAAGGUCCAAGUCGGACUCGUACACCCUGGACCCGGACACCCUGAGGAAGAAGGUCCCUCUCACCUCAGAGCCUCUAAGGGGAAGGUCCACCUCGCCCAAACCCAAACUACCACCCAAGGACGGGAGCAGCAAAGGAGGAGAUAGGAAUGCGGAGAACCGCACCCCGUCGCCCCAUGUGACCCAGGAGAACCUCCACAGCGAGGUGGUGGAGGUGUGCACGUCUAGUGCUCUUCUUUCCAAUGAUGAUGAGGGAAACAAUGAAAACGUGGAGGUGAGGAAUGCAGAGGAGGGCUCCUCAAAGGUGCACUUCAGCAUCGGCAAGGCACCCGUGAAGGAGGAGCUGGAGAGCAGCCGCUUGUCGCCCAAAGUCAGCCGCAAGACCUCCAGCCGACACGUGCGCCCCAAGAAGGACAAGUCGGGCCCGCUCUUCAAGGGUGAGAGCUCGUCGAGGGUCACCGAGCCCGCCAAGCAGGCCAUGUCACCCUCAGUUGCAGAGUGUGCCCGGGCGGUCUUCGCCGCGUUCCUCUGGCACGAGGGUAUCGUCCACGACGCCAUGGCCUGCUCCUCGUUUCUCAAGUUCAACCCAGAGCGGACCAAGGAGCAUGCGCCCAUCCGCAGCUCGCUGGGUGGCCAGGGUGGCCAAGAGGAGAAGGAAAGCAAGCUGAAGAACCGCCACUCACUGGAGAUAUCCUCGGCCCUCAAUAUGUUCAACAUCUCCCCGCAUGGGCCAGACAUCUCCAAGAUGGGCAGCAUCAACAAGAACAAGGUCCUGUCAAUGCUCAAAGAGCCUCCCCUGCCCGAAAAGUGUGAGGAUGGCAAGGGGGAGCACGUCUCCUUCGAGGUGGCCACUCACCCUACCAUGAGGGCUAAGUCCAUCCUGCCGCUCACCCUCCAGCACCUUGUUGCAUUCUGGGAGGACAUCUCAAUGGCAACCAUCAAGGCAGCCACCCAAAACAUGAUUUUCCCCAGCCCGGGCUCCAGCGCCAUCCUGAAGAAAAAGGAGAACGAGAAGGACACUAAGAAGUCCAAGAAGGAGAAAAAGAAAAGAGACAAGGCGGAGGUGCGCCCCAGGGGGAACCUGUUUGGGGAGAUGGCCCAGCUGGCCAUGGGGGGACCGGAGAAGGACACCAUCUGUGAGCUGUGUGGGGAGUCGCACCCCUACCCUGUCACCUACCACAUGAGGCAGGCCCACCCAGGUUGUGGUCGCUAUGCGGGAGGCCAGGGCUAUAACAGCAUUGGCCACUUCUGUGGGGGCUGGGCGGGAAACUGUGGAGAUGGCGGGAUCGGAGGAAGCACCUGGUACCUGGUGUGUGACCGUUGCAGGGAGAAGUACCUACGAGAGAAGCAGACUGCAGCCAGGGAAAAGGUGAAGCAGUCGAGGAAGAAGCCCCUGCAGGUGAAGACGCCACGGGCGCUUCCCACCAUGGAGGCCCACCAGGUGAUCCGUGCCAACGCCCUGUUCCUGCUGUCCUUAAGCAGUGCUGCUGAGCCCAGCCUGCUGUGCCACCACCCGCCUCGCCCGCUCCACUCCACACUGCCCAGCCUCAAGGAGGGUGUCUCGGACGAGAUUCCCAACAAGAUCGGCUGCCUCUACCUGCAGACGCUGGCCAGGCAACACACAGAGAACUUUGGUGGGUACACAGAUGACAACCUGUUCCAGGACGAGAUGAGGUACCUGCGCUCCACAUCUGUCCCUGCGCCCUACAUCUCAGUCACCCCUGACGCUUGCCCCAACGUGUUUGAGGAGCCCGAGAGCAACAUGAAAUCCAUGCCCCCCAGUCUAGAGACCAGCCCAAUCACAGACAGUGACUUGUCCAAGCGGACGGUGUUCCAGAGGUCCUACUCUGUGGUGGCCUCUGAGUACGACAAGCAGCAUUCGGCCUCCCCGGCCAGGGUCAAAGCCGUGCCCAGACGCAGAGUCCACAGUGGGGAUGCAGAAGUGGGUUCCUCUCUGUUGCGCCACCCGUCCCCGGAACUGUCCCGUCUAAUAUCGGCCCAUGGAUCCCUCAGUAAGGGCGAGAGGAACUUCCAGUGGCCUGUCCUGGCCUUCGUCAUCCAGCACCACGACCUGGAGGGUCUGGAGGUGGCCAUGAAGCAUGCCCUCCGCAAGUCUGCCUGCAGGGUCUUCGCCAUGGAGGCAUUCAACUGGCUGCUGUGUAACGUCAUCCAGACCACUUCGCUGCACGACAUCCUGUGGCACUUUGUCGCCUCCCUCACCCCGUCACCAUUUGAACCCGAGGAAGAAGAGGAGGAUGAAAAUAAAGCCCAUGGGAACAAGGAAAUUGUGAUUGAGCAGGAGAGGGACUUUGGAGUGUGUGAGCACCCGCUGUCUGACAUUGUGAUUGCCGGGGAGGCCGCCCACCUCCCACACACCUUCCACCGCCUCCUCCAGACCAUCUCUGACCUCAUGAUGUCACUUCCUAGUGGCAGCUCCCUGCAGCAGAUGGCCCUCAGGUGUUGGAGUCUGAAGUUCAAACAGUCAGACCACCAGUUCCUGCACCAGAGCAACGUGUUCCACCACAUCAACAACAUCCUGUCCAAGUCGGACGAUGGCGACAGCGAGGAGAGCUUCAACAUCAGUGUGCAGUCUGGCUACGAGGCCAUGAGCCAGGAGCUGUGCCUGGUGACCAGUCUGAAGGACCUGACCAUCUUGGUGGACAUCAAGACGUCCAGCCGACCUGCCAUGAUUGGCAGCCUAACGGACGGCUCCACUGAGACCUUUUGGGAGUCGGGAGAUGAGGACAAAAACAAGACCAAGAGCAUCACCAUCAGCUGCGUCAAGGGCAUCAACGCCUCCUACGUCACCGUGCACGUGGACAACUCCCGCGAUAUCGGGAACAAAGUCACCUCCGUGACGUUCCUGUGUGGCAAAGCCGUGGAGGACCUCUGCAGAAUCAAACAGAUCGACCUCGACUCGCGUCACAUGGGCUGGGUGACCAGCGAGGUUCCUGGGGGAGACCACCAUGUGAUCAAGGUGGAGCUGAAGGGGCCCGAGAACACGCUGCGGGUGCGCCAGGUCAAGGUGUUGGGAUGGAAGGAGGGCGAGAGCAUCAAGAUUGCGGGGCAGAUCUCGGCCAGCGUGGCCCAACAGAAGAACUGUGAGGCCGAGACACUCCGCGUGUUCCGCCUCAUUACCUCACAGGUGUUUGGGAAGCUGAUCUGCGGAGAUGCUGAGCCCACCCCUGAACAGGAGGAGAAGAACCUGCUGUCAUCACCAGAAGGAGAGGAUAAGGCGCCUUCAGAUGCAGACCUGAAGGAACACAUGGUGGGCAUAAUUUUCAGUCGGAGCAAGCUGACCAACCUGCAGAAACAGGUGUGUGCCCACAUAGUCCAGGCCAUUCGCAUGGAGGCGACCCGUGUGCGUGAGGAAUGGGAGCAUGCCAUCUCCAGCAAGGAAAACGCCAACUCGCAGCCCAGCGAUGACGACGCCUCCUCAGACGCCUACUGCUUCGAGUUGCUCUCCAUGGUGCUGGCACUGAGCGGCUCCAACGUGGGCCGCCAAUACCUGGCCCAGCAGCUAACACUGAUGCAGGACCUGUUCUCGCUGCUGCACACGGCCUCGCCGCGUGUCCAGAGACAGGUGACCUCUCUCCUCCGUCGUGUCCUCCCCGAGGUGACGCCUGUGCGCCUGGCCAGCAUCAUCGGCGUCAAGGCCCUGCCGCCUGCUGAUAUCAGUGACAUCAUCCACUCGACUGAGAAGGGUGACUGGAACAAGCUGGGCAUCCUGGACAUGUUCCUGGGCUGCAUCGCCAAGGCACUCACCGUGCAGCUCAAGGCCAAGGGGACCACCAUUUCCGGCACGGCGGGCAUGGCGGCAGGCAAAGGUGUUACCACGGUCACACUGCCCAUGAUCUUCAACUCCAGCUACAUUCGCCGGGGGGAGAGCCACUGGUGGAUGAAGGGAUCCACUCCCCCUCAGAUUGCUGAGAUCAUCAUCAAGCUGGUCAAAGACAUGGCUGCCGGACACCUGUCGGACGCCUGGUCUCGGGUGACGAAGAACGCCAUUGCUGAGACCAUCAUCGCCCUCACCAAGAUGGAGGAGGAGCAUCGCUCGCCAGUCCGCUGCAUCGCCACCACCCGGUUGUGGCUGGCCCUGGCCUCUCUGUGUGUGUUGGACCAGGAUCAUGUGGACAGGCUGUCCUCGGGCCGCUGGAUGGGCAAAGAUGGACAGCAGAAACAGAUGCCUAUGUGCGAUAACCAUGACGACAGCGAGACUGCAGCCAUCAUCCUGUGUAACAUGUGUGGUAACCUGUGUACCGACUGUGACCGCUUCCUCCACCUGCACCGACGCACACGCUCCCAUCAGAGACAGGUGUUUAAGGAGGAAGAGGAGGCAAUCAAAGUGGACCUCCACGAGGGCUGUGGGAGGACAAAGCUCUUCUGGCUCAUGGCUCUGGCCGACUCUAAGACCAUGAAGGCCAUGGUGGAGUUUAGGGAGCACACAGGGAAACCAGCCUCCAGCAGCUCAGACGCCUGUAGGUUCUGUGGCACCAGGAACGGCACCGAGCUCUCAGCCGUGGGCAGUGUCUGCUCUGACCCAGACUGCCAGGAGUAUGCAAAGCUGGCGUGCAGUAAGACGCAUGCGUGCGGCCACCCCUGUGGCGGGGUGAAGAACGAAGAGAGCUGCCUGCCCUGUCUGCACGGCUGCGACAAAAGCACAGGCUGCCUGAAACAGGACGCUGACGACAUGUGUAUGAUCUGCUUCACAGAGGCGCUCUCUGCCGCUCCCGCUGUCCAGCUGGACUGCAGUCACGUGUUCCAUCUCCAGUGUACCCGUCGUGUUCUGGACAACCGCUGGCUCGGACCCAGGAUCACUUUUGGCUUCAUGUCCUGCCCAAUCUGCAAGAACAAGAUCAACCACUCGGUCAUCAAGGACCUGCUGGACCCUAUCAAGGAGCUGUUUGAGGACGUACGGAGGAAAGCUCUGAUGAGAAUGGAGUACGAGGGUCUGCACAAGAGCGAGGCCAUCACCACGCCCGGUGCCCGCUUCCACAAUGAUCCGGCCGGCUUCGCAAUGAACCGAUACGCCUACUACGUCUGCUACAAGUGCAAGAAGGCGUACUUUGGGGGAGAGGCGCGCUGUGACGCGGAGGCAGGACAGGGAGACGACUACGACCCCAGCGAGCUGAUAUGUGGAGCAUGCUCAGACGUGUCCAGGGCACAGAUGUGUUCCAAGCACGGGACAGACUUUCUGGAGUACAAAUGCCGUUACUGCUGCUCGGUGGCUGUUUUCUUCUGCUUCGGCACCACUCACUUCUGUAACGCCUGCCAUGAUGACUUCCAGAAGAUGACCAGUGUGCCCAAGGAGGAGCUGCCUCACUGUCCUGCAGGUCCCAAAGGCAAGCAGUUGGAGGGGACGGAGUGCCCCUUACACGUGGUUCACCCUCCCACCGGCGAGGAGUUUGCCCUGGGCUGUGGAGUGUGCAGGAAUGCCCAUACCUUCUAAAAUCACCCAGUUCUGAAAACCCAGAGACCUGUACCGAACACUCGUUCUUCUUCUGUGACUGCAGGCUGUUGGCUGCAGCCGGGGCCCAGCCUGUCAAGUAUUUCCUCGUGUUGGCUCUCGUUGUCAGGUGGCCAUGGACACUGUUUCAGGUAUUUCUAACGUACCCAAGAGUCCCAAGUUGUGCUCUUCGACAUACCAAUCAAAGUCUUCAAGGCUUUACUACAAAAAAGAGCUCUCUGUGGAUUCCAGAGGAAACUCCCAUGUAAAAAAAAAUAUUAUUAGUAUUAUUAUUUUUUUUAACUUGUGACAUGUUUGCAUGCGGCCGUUGUAACCCCUCGGCUUCCAUAGACGUUGCACACCUCCCCGAUCACUGAAGUGUAAAAAAGUAUUUAAAAAUUGUAUAUGAAAUACAUUUUGCUUAGGCAACUGUGGAUGGACUUGGAUAUAUAAAAGGAAAAAAAAUGUGACAGGCCUUAUUUCCAGCUUCCUAACUAUGAAUUCUAAAUAUUGUUGUAUGUAAACAUACUUUUUUCCCGUAAUCCUGUACAGUAUUCUCUCCACUGUCGAGUGCAUCAGGGGACAACAACAAAAAAAGAGGAGAAUUCUGAUGAGGGGGUGAAAAAGUGUACGAUUUAUCUAAUCUUGUAUAUAAUGAUAGUAUCCAAAAUAGCUGUAUUCCGAAGUUGCUACUCUACACUUCAGUUUCGUUUGAUAUUCUGGGUUAUGUUUUGAGCCAGAACUUUUAAUGAAGUGCAAUACUGAGUGUGCCUCCUAUCUUGCAGCAGUUUAACCUAUGGAAUGUAUGUCAAUAAAAGCCACUGUACUUUUUUAUACAGUGAUAAACACAGUCGUGUAUUACCCCAAUUCAAAAUGUCAGAUCACUUAUGUUCUCUGAAAAUGCAGCGGAUCCCAGCGUCUUCAGUGUAUGAAGGUUGAUUGAUGUGAACCCUUUUUUUAGUUCCUCAAUUAGACAAAUAACGUGGUGGUACAAACUUUUUUUCUGUCAUUUUUUUUAAACAACUGAGAAGGUUGUAUAGGCUACCAUUGUAUUGUAAAGGAGUGCUAACUGAACGUGUUGGGGGCCAUUCUUCUUCACCAAAUAUAAAAAAUAAUUGUGAUUCUGUAAUGCUUCUCCAUCAUUAGGAGGCAGGCGGGACAUGGGUAUGGGGGUUUGAGAGAAAAAACAAACAGCUGCUGUUAUAAAAGCUUAAUACUUGUGAUUCUGUAUCUGUGAUGGAUGGAGUUGAAUGGUAAUAAACCAGGUUCUCUGUUUCGCAAGGUACAUUCAA
Molecule: messenger RNA, 15849 nt
Organism: Oncorhynchus nerka (sockeye salmon)
Lineage: Eukaryota; Metazoa; Chordata; Actinopteri; Salmoniformes; Salmonidae
Product: E3 ubiquitin-protein ligase MYCBP2
Biological process (GO): axon guidance; regulation of synaptic assembly at neuromuscular junction
Cellular component (GO): plasma membrane; nucleus
Molecular function (GO): ubiquitin protein ligase activity
Source: RefSeq, a predicted model, not a curated record